GUUGAACAUACCAACUAGUCAAAUAUACAAGAAAUCUGAGUUGAUUAUUAUUCAAAAGAAUUCUGUUUAGUUAAUUUGUAACAAAAAAAAAAUCAUGGAGGGUUCCUCGACUGAAUCAAGUGGUGGUGAUCCUGCACCAUUCGUAGUGAAAACUUACGAGAUGGUUGAUGAUUCCACUACGGAUGAUAUGGUAUCAUGGAGUCCAACUAACAAUAGUUUCAUCGUCCGGAAUCCUGAUGAAUUCUCUAGUCGUCUUCUUAGUCAUUACUUCAAACAUAACAAUUUCUCCAGCUUCAUCCGUCAGCUCAACACCUAUGGAUUUCACAAAAUAAAUCAUGAUCAAUGGGAGUUUGCUAACGAAUAUUUUGUAAGAGAUCAACGUCAUCUUCUUAUUAAUAUUCAACGCAAGAGAACUAAUAACAAUCACUCUGCUGGAGAUCCAGAAAGGUUAGCAUAUGAGGAAGAAAUUGAGAGACUUUCUAAUGAAAAUGCCGCUAUUGAAUCCAAUAUUUCUAGCUUGAAGCAACGCAUCUCAGCUAGAAAGUUUCAUAUGGGGAAUCUACAACAAAGAUUAGAUGGAAUAGCGCUGAGGCAGAAAAACCUGCUGAACUCGUUUAAUAGCGUUCUUCGGAAUCCUAAAGCUGUUGAACGAAUUUAUGAGAAAAUUGUGUCUGCAGAAUUGAUAGGAUGUCACAAGAAAAUGCGGUUUCCUCCUGUUGGAAAUGAAGACGAAAAAGGUGCACAUGAUAAGGUUAUAGGUGAAGGAGAGUUACCAAAAGAAAUGCAGACAAAAGCAACUCCUGGAUUUGUAUCUGGCAAAGAGGGAAGUUUUGUCUCUUACUCUCCUUCAGACAAUUCUACUACCUCAGAAGGUGAAAAAAGACUCCCCUCGGAACAAAAAAGUGAAGAAGGUGAAAAAAGACUCUCCUCAGAACAAAAAAGUGAAGAAAGUGAUCAUGAUCAAACAAGCUGUCUUUCCAAUCUAACUCUGAUAUCUUCUGCCAACGAUAAGGAAUCUGACGGCGGAGGAGCAUUAUCAAACAAGAAUUCGGAUGAUGCUGUUACAAAUUUAGCUUCCUCACAAAAGUCUCCUAGUCCUAGUAACAACCAAGAGAUCAAGGCUGAGAUGGUUUGAAUUGUGUGUUUUGGUCACAGUACCAUAUAGAUGAAGACUAAUGUAAACAAAGUUACUAGCUACUUUGCAGAUGUAUUGAAAUUUGUGGUUUGAAAGGUUUUAGUUUAAUUUAUAUGUGGUUAAUGUAAACUUCUUAAUAAAUAACUGUUUGGUUUUUUCUUGGUGUAAUGUGAAGUUUACAACAUCAAAUAAGAAAAAUAGUCAAU
Messenger RNA from Vicia villosa (hairy vetch), 1341 nucleotides. RefSeq names its product heat stress transcription factor A-5-like. Gene Ontology annotation, biological process: regulation of transcription by RNA polymerase II. The transcript is spliced from 3 exons. Bases 95 to 1135 code for a protein of 346 amino acids. Gene Ontology annotation, molecular function: DNA-binding transcription factor activity; RNA polymerase II cis-regulatory region sequence-specific DNA binding. Gene Ontology annotation, cellular component: nucleus. The record is from RefSeq and is a predicted model, not a curated record. NCBI's taxonomy places the organism in Eukaryota, Viridiplantae, Streptophyta, Magnoliopsida, Fabales, Fabaceae.